Messenger RNA from Salvia miltiorrhiza (redroot sage), 5383 nucleotides. Its product is annotated as myosin-17-like. NCBI's taxonomy places the organism in Eukaryota, Viridiplantae, Streptophyta, Magnoliopsida, Lamiales, Lamiaceae. Gene Ontology annotation, molecular function: ATP binding; microfilament motor activity; actin filament binding. Bases 424 to 5022 code for a protein of 1532 amino acids. Gene Ontology annotation, cellular component: vesicle; myosin complex; actin cytoskeleton. Gene Ontology annotation, biological process: vesicle transport along actin filament; actin filament organization. The record is from RefSeq and is a predicted model, not a curated record. The transcript is spliced from 39 exons.
CGUCAUUUUGUCCGUGCGUGUGGGACUCCACGAACCUCUCUCCCUUGUCCUAACAACAUAGAAACUAUAAACAUUAUCACGCAAAGAAGAAAUUUCAAAAAAAUUGCUCUCAGAUAAAUUUCAAAACGAACAAACUAACACAGGGAGAGAAAACAAACUCAACCAAAUUCCUCAAGAGAGAGACAGGUUAGACUGUGACGACGACAAAUCCCACCGUUCUCUCUCAAUUUGUAUUUUGCUUAUUUUGUUGGAUUUGGUGGAGGGGAACAGAAGAAGUUGUUGAGUUGAUAGCCGGAAGAGCUAAAGUUGUGUUUGAAUUUCAAUAGUUGGCGACUCGAAGUUGGAGCUGAUCUGACUCAGUGAGUCAAAGCUCGGCCGCCGUUUUCUUGAUGAGCUGGAGAUCGACUCUUUGAGUUUUCAACUAUGGCAUCAUUAGUUAACAUUAUAGUGGGUUCUCAUGUAUGGGUUGAGGAUCCAGUGUUGGCAUGGAUUGAUGGAGAAGUAAAACGGAUAGAUGGCCAAGAUGUUCAUGUUCAAACUACAAAUGGGAAAAAGGUUGUUGCAAAUAUCACAAGAGUGUUUCCCAAGGACACAGAAGCACCACCCGGAGGUGAGGAUGACAUGACUAAGCUUUCAUAUUUGCACGAACCUGGUGUCCUACAAAACCUGGCUACUAGAUAUGAACUCAAUGAAAUUUAUACAUAUACUGGAAAUAUUCUGAUCGCAAUAAACCCUUUCCAAAGAUUGCCUCAUCUAUAUGAUACUCACAUGAUGGAGCAAUACAAAGGGGCUGCACUUGGAGAGCUCAGUCCUCAUGUGUUUGCUAUAGGAGAUGUUGCUUACAGGGCAAUGAUCAAUGAGGGAAAGAGCAACUCGAUUCUGGUUAGCGGAGAAAGUGGUGCCGGUAAAACCGAAACAACGAAAAUGCUGAUGCGAUAUCUUGCUUAUUUGGGUGGUCGAUCUGGAGUAGAAGGACGAACUGUUGAACAACAAGUUUUAGAAUCAAAUCCAGUUCUUGAAGCAUUUGGGAAUGCUAAAACCGUCAGGAAUAAUAAUUCCAGUCGUUUUGGUAAAUUUGUUGAAAUUCAAUUUGAUAAAAGUGGGAGAAUCUCUGGAGCAGCCAUUAGAACUUACUUGCUGGAGAGAUCCCGUGUUUGCCAAAUAUCAGAUCCUGAAAGAAAUUAUCAUUGCUUUUAUCUUCUAUGUGCAGCACCUCCUGAGGAAAGGGAGAAAUAUAAGCUAGGAAGCCCAGAAACUUUUCAUUAUCUCAACCAGUCCAAAUGUUAUAAACUUGAUGGCGUAAAUGAUACAGAAGAAUAUCUCGCAACCAGAAGGGCUAUGGAUAUAGUCGGAAUCAGUGAGGAAGAGCAGGACGCAAUAUUUAAAGUGGUUGCUGCGAUUCUUCAUCUUGGUAAUAUUGAAUUUGCUAAGGGUAAAGAGAUUGAUUCUUCGGUUAUCAAGGACGAGAAGUCAAGGUUUCAUCUUGAUAUGACUGCUGAAUUGCUCAAAUGUGAUGCCAAGAGCUUGGAGGAUGCUAUGAUUAAGCGUGUAAUGGUAACACCUGAGGAAAUUAUCACAAGGACCCUUGACCCAGAAGCUGCACUGGGUAGCAGGGAUGCUCUUGCAAAGACUAUAUAUUCUCGGCUAUUUGACUGGAUAGUGGAAAAGAUAAAUACAUCCAUUGGUCAGGAUCCACACUCGAAAGCAAUAAUUGGGGUUCUUGACAUAUACGGUUUUGAGAGUUUUAAGCACAACAGUUUUGAGCAGUUCUGCAUCAAUUUCACCAAUGAAAAACUGCAGCAACAUUUUAACCAGCAUGUUUUCAAGAUGGAACAAGAAGAUUAUGAAAAAGAGAAGAUAGACUGGAGCUACAUAGAGUUUGUUGAUAACCAAGAUGUUCUUGAUCUAAUUGAGAAGAAACCAGGAGGAAUAAUUGCACUACUAGAUGAAGCUUGUAUGUUUCCUAAGUCUACCCAUGAGACAUUUGCUCAGAAGUUGUAUCAGACCUUUGCUAAAAACCAGCGUUUCAUCAAGCCCAAGCUUUCACGUACCAGUUUCACAAUAUCUCACUAUGCUGGGGAGGUAACUUAUAUGGCAGAUCUGUUCCUGGAUAAGAACAAAGAUUAUGUUGUUGCAGAACAUCAAGAUUUAUUAACAGCCUCAAAGUGCACUUUUGUUGCUGGUUUAUUUCCUGCUCUUCCUGAAGAAUCAUCUAAAUCUUCGAAAUUUUCUUCCAUAGGAUCACGCUUCAAGCUGCAACUACAAUCUUUAAUGGAAACCUUAAGUUCGACAGAACCUCACUAUAUCAGGUGUGUAAAACCAAAUCAUGUGCUGAAGCCUGCGAUUUUCGAGAAUCUUAAUGUAAUUCAGCAACUGCGGUGUGGUGGUGUUCUUGAGGCUAUCAGAAUCAGUUGUGCUGGAUACCCCACUAGACGUACAUUUGACGAGUUUCUUCUCCGAUUUGGUGUUCUCGCCCCUGAAGUUUUGGAAGGAAACUCUGAUGACAAGGUUGCAUGUCAGAUGAUUUUGGAUAAAAUGGGAUUGAAAGGAUAUCAAUUAGGUAAGACAAAAGUGUUCCUACGAGCUGGCCAGAUGGCUGAGCUGGAUGCAAGGAGAGCAGAAGUUCUUGGAAAUGCAGCCAAAACAAUUCAAAGGCAAAUCCGUACCUAUAUUUCUCGGAAAGAAUUCGUCUCAUUGCGCCAUGCUGCCAUCCUUUUACAAUCUUCUUGGAGAGCUAUAUCUGCUCGCAAACUCUAUGAAGAAUUGCGGUCUGAAGCAGCCUCUCUGAAGAUUCAGAAGAACUUCAGGUGUCAUAUUGCUCGGAAAUCCUACCAAAGAUUGCAGCAUUCUGCUAUCAUAGUGCAGACUGGCAUGAGAGCAAUGAUUGCUCGCAAUGAAUUCAGAUUCAGGAAGCAGACUAAGGCUUCAAUCAGGAUUCAGGCUCACUUGCGCUGUCAUAGAGAAUAUGCUUAUUACAAGAGUCUCCAGAAGGCUGCUAUUGUUACCCAAUGUGGUUGGCGGCGACGAGUAGCACGCAAAGAGCUUAGAAUGCUUAGAAUGGCUUCAAGGGAAACUGGAGCCCUGAAAGAAGCCAAAGAUAAGCUAGAAAAGAAAGUAGAGGAGCUUACGUGGCGCUUGCAGUUUGAGAAGCGACUUAGGACAGAGUUGGAGGAUACAAAAGCACAAGAAACUGCAAAAUUACAGGAGGCUUUGAAAGCAAUGCAAAUACAGGUAGAGGAAGCAAAUGCUCGAGCAUUAAAAGAACGAGAAGCUGCAAGAAAAGCAAUUGAAGAAGCUCCUCCAGUCAUUAAAGAAACCCCAGUUGUGGUUCAAGACACAGCAAAGAUUGAUGCACUGGCAGUCGAGAUAGAGACUCUGAAGGCUUCAUUGCAAUCAGAAAAAGUCACUGCAGAAGAGGCCAAAAAGGCUUGUUCAGAUGCUGAGAUUAGAAAUAUAAAUUUGGCAAAAAAGCUCGAGGAAGCAGAGGGUAAAGUGGAUAAGCUUCAAGAUUCCAUACAGAGGCUUGAGGAGAAGCUAUCGAACUCCGAGUCUGAGAAUCAAGUGCUUCGUCAACAAGCUUUGACCAUGUCACCGACAGGGAAGGCUAUAUCUGCCCGGCCCAGGAUGACUAUACUUCAGAGAACGCCAGAGAAUGGUAAUGUUCUUAAUGGAGAAACAAAGUCUAAACAUGAAACGGCACUUGCUAUGGCGAAUCCCAAGGAGCCUGAAACUGAGGAAAAACCUCAGAAGUCUCUCAACGAGAAGCAGCAAGAGAACCAGGACCUCCUGAUAAAGUGUAUCUCUCAAGAUUUGGGAUUUUCCAGUGGCAAACCCAUUGCUGCAUGUGUCAUUUACAAAUGCCUUCUCCACUGGAGGUCAUUUGAGGUUGAGAGGACCGGUGUGUUUGACCGUAUAAUUCAAACCAUUGGUUCAUCAGUUGACGUUGCCGACAACAAUGAUGUGCUAGCCUAUUGGUUAUGUAAUACAUCUACACUGCUGAUGCUGCUACAACACACACUAAAAGCAAGUGGAGCAGCUAGCUUGACCCCUCAAAGGCGAAGGUCAUCAUCGGCUUCUCUUUUAGGGAGGAUGUCUCAAGGAUUAAGGGCAUCCCCUCAAGGUGCUGCUGGACUUUCGUUCCUCAAUAAUCGGUUGCUUGGUAGACUUGAUGACUUGCGGCAAGUUGAGGCGAAAUAUCCUGCUUUAUUGUUCAAGCAGCAGCUUACUGCCUACCUCGAGAAGAUAUAUGGAAUGAUCAGGGACAAUCUAAAGAAAGAGAUUUCCCCUUUGAUUGGUUUGUGCAUCCAGGCACCUCGAACAUCUCGUUCAAGUUUAGGUAAAGGACGUUCCCAAGCUAAUGCUGUUGCUCAACAAGCGGUUAUUGCUCACUGGCAGAGCAUCGUAAAGUGCCUAGAUAAGUACUUGAAAACGAUGAAUGCAAAUUAUGUUCCUGCAUUCCUUGUGCGGAAGGUUUUUGCUCAAACAUUCUCAUUUAUCAAUGUCCAAUUAUUCAACAGUCUUCUUUUACGACGCGAGUGCUGCUCAUUCAGUAAUGGCGAGUAUGUGAAAGCAGGGUUGGCUGAAUUAGAGCAAUGGUGUUGUUAUGCAACUGAGGAAUAUGUUGGCUCAUCUUGGGAUGAACUGAAGCAUAUCAGACAGGCUGUUGGAUUUUUGGUUAUACAUCAAAAGCCCAAGAAGACCUUAAAUGAAAUCACAAAUGAGCUUUGCCCGGUUUUAAGCAUACAACAAAUAUACAGGAUUAGCACGAUGUAUUGGGAUGACAAAUAUGGCACUCAUAGCGUUGCUCCAGAUGUCAUUUCGAGCAUGAGAAUCAUGAUGACAGAGGACAACAACAACAACGCUCUGAGCAGCUCGUUCUUGCUAGACGACGACUCAAGCAUUCCAUUCUCCAUCGAUGACCUGUCUAAAUCCAUGCCAACCGUAGAAGUGGCUGAUGUCGAACCUCCCCCAUUGAUCCGCGAAAACUCCGGCUUCGUCUUCUUGCAUCAACGAUCCGAUUGAUGAUGGCUGGCUGCAAGGAAGUAUGGAUGUGGUUGAAUCUGCUGCAAGUGAACCAAUAUGCAGAUAUUUUGUGCAUACAUUAGUAUUACUAUGUCCGAAGUGAAUUGUAUAUUUUCAUUACAAUUUGCUUGAACGACAGUCAUUAGUCGUUUUGUUGGUCAAUUCAAUAUUUUUUUUUCCUCCUCCCAACUUUUCAACUGUGAGGAGACAUUAUUAGAAGUUAGAAGAUUGUAGGGUUUUUGAUCUUGAUGUGCAAGGUAUGCUUGCCAUGUUUCUUGUUUUGGUGUAAAAAUGACAGAAACUGGUGUUGCUUGUUAUUAGUCUUAAAAGUAAUUAAUAUAAGGGUAUUGUAUUUUUCUUA